Magnolia sinica is the source of this 1334-nucleotide messenger RNA. RefSeq names its product proliferating cell nuclear antigen-like. The record is from RefSeq and is a predicted model, not a curated record. Gene Ontology annotation, cellular component: PCNA complex. The coding region runs from base 367 to 1155 and encodes 262 amino acids. Gene Ontology annotation, biological process: translesion synthesis; regulation of DNA replication; mismatch repair. Gene Ontology annotation, molecular function: DNA binding; DNA polymerase processivity factor activity. The transcript is spliced from 4 exons. NCBI's taxonomy places the organism in Eukaryota, Viridiplantae, Streptophyta, Magnoliopsida, Magnoliales, Magnoliaceae.
CAUUCCACGGUUUCCCGCCAGCCCAUCGUCCCUUCCCCUCGUUCAUCUGCCCUAGCUCUCUCCCUCCAGUGGCAGCUUCGUAAUUUUCUCUAAUUCGCCUCUCUCUCCAGUGGCAAUUCUGUAAUUUUCCUUGUCCGACCCUCUCGCCGGUGGCAGUACCGUAAUUUUCUCAGAUUCCGUCCGUCCCUCUCUCUCCGGUGGCAAUACCGUAAUUUUCUCCGAUUUCGCCCCUCUCCACUCUCCAUUGGCAAUUUCGUAAUUUUCGCCGAUCUCUUCCCUCCCUUUCUCUCUCUCCAGUGGCAAUACCGUAAUUUUCUCGGAUCUCGUCCCUCCCUCUCUCCCGUGGCAAUACCGUAGUUUUAAAAGAUGCUGGAACUCCGGCUCGUGCAAGGAAGCUUGCUGAAGAAGGUUCUGGAAGCGAUAAAAGAUCUAGUGACGGACGCCAACUUCGACUGCUCGUCGUCGGGAUUCUCCCUCCAGGCCAUGGAUUCAAGCCACGUGGCUCUCGUGGCCCUCCUCCUCAAAUCCGACGGCUUUGAGCACUUCCGCUGUGAUCGCAACCUCUCCAUGGGCAUGAACCUCAGCCACGUGUCCAAGCUGCUAAAGUGCGCCGGGAACGACGAUAUCAUCACCCUCAAGGCCGAUGACGGCGGCGACACCGUCACCUUCAUGUUCGAGAAUCCACGUCAAGAUAAGAUUGCAGACUUUGAAAUGAAAUUGAUGGAUAUCAAGAGCGAGCAUUUGGGUAUUCCUGAAGCAGAAUAUCAAUCGAUUGUCAAGAUGCCUUCACAAGAGUUUGCACGUAUAUGCAAGGAUCUGAGCAGUAUAGGUGACACAGUUGUUAUAUCAGUGACGAAAGAAGGCGUAAAGUUCUCUACAAGAGGUGAUAUUGGCAGUGCAAAUAUAGUAUGCAGGCAGAACAACACCGUAGACAAGCCUGAGGAAGCUACCAUCAUCCAAAUGAAGGAGGCUGUCUCUCUGACAUUUGCGCUCCGGUACAUGAUUUCAUUUACAAAGGCAACGCCUCUGUCGAACAUGGUGACCAUCAGCAUGUCCUCUGAUCUGCCCAUUGUUGUGGAGUACAAAAUCGCGGAAAUGGGCUAUCUCAGGUAUUACUUGGCCCCCAAGAUCGAAGACGAGGAGGAUCAAUCCUAGCCAUUCUAUUUGUUGUUUCUUCUUUUUCCCCCAAAAAUUUUCUUUUUCAUAUAUUCUUGUGUUUAUUCUAUCGUAUUUGAUGGAUUAUCAAAAGAAAAUUUGUUGAGAAUUCGGAAAUGUUCAGCAUAAAAAAAAAAAGAGGAGGCAACAAAUAACAGAAAGAAAGAGAUUGACAGGCA